Dermochelys coriacea (leatherback sea turtle) is the source of this 1324-nucleotide messenger RNA. It is a transcript of the gene PROK1, whose product is annotated as prokineticin 1. The record is from RefSeq and is a predicted model, not a curated record. The transcript is spliced from 3 exons. The coding region runs from base 1 to 318 and encodes 105 amino acids. Lineage: Eukaryota; Metazoa; Chordata; Testudines; Dermochelyidae.
AUGAAAAUGGUUAUCCAAAUCUUGUGCUUCUUCCUUUUAAUAACUUUUUACAAAUGUGCAGUCAUCACUGGGGCGUGCGAGAGGGAUCUGCAGUGUGGAGCUGGAACAUGCUGUGCCAUCAGCCUGUGGCUUCGAGGACUCAGGAUGUGCACUCCGCUGGGACAGGAAGGAGAUGAAUGCCACCCGUUCAGUCACAAGGUCCCUUUCCUUGGAAAACGCCAACACCACACCUGCCCGUGUUUGCCAAACUUUAUAUGCUCCAGGUUCAUUGAUGGCAGAUUCCGGUGUUCAGUAGACUUCAAGAACGUAGACUUUUAGCAAACAGGAUGGAGCUUCAGAGGCCUUCCCAGCUGGAGAACCGGGCAGCACUGCUCUCUGAAGUGAGCACCACCCAACGCCUUUAUUUCCCUUCACCACCACAAAGUAUUCUACAGUGAGCAUAAAGACAAAAUACAGGCAGAGAGAGAUUUUUCAAAGGAACAAAUAACAUUGAGCACUGAUUAAGCACAGCCUUCAGUAGAUCUCAAAACGCAUUACUAAAGAGGUUAGGAUCAUUAUCCCCAUUUUAUAGAUGGGAAAACUGAGGCACAAGUAGGCAAAGUGACUUACCCAUGCUCACUCAUCAGACCAGUGGCAGAGACAGGAAUAGCACCUUGGUCUUCUGAGUCCAUGUCCAGUGCUUUGUCCACUAGCCUGUGUGCACUCACCUAACUCCCAUUGACUUUCAAUGAGCUGGGUGCCUAACUGCCCUUUGAAAAUCUCCAACAUCUUCUGAAAGUGUCACUUUGCAUGUAAAAAAGGGAUGCGGUCCACAAUACUUCAGACCCAACAUUUAUUUUGUGUAACAGAACAAAGGAGUUUUUACUAGAAAGAAAGGUUUUCAGGAUUACAAAACCCUCACUCAUACGGUUAAGUGCUUUCUCACCCAAAUAACCCCUGUGCUGUUAUUCUUAGUAAGGCAUGGAGCUUCUACAUAAGAGUUAUGGGAUGUUUGAAUAAAAAUAUAAGACCAGAGGCAGGCUGCAGCUUAUGGCAUCCACUGUCUGAUCUGCUUCGUGCUGUCUACACCAGAGCUCCACCUUGCAAAAGGAGAAGGAACUUUGGCCUCUGUAGUCAAACCCCACAUCCCUGCACACCAACAGCAGCUGCUCCAUGUAGUCCUGUUGUAUCCAGCAGGUCUACUCUGGGAGUAAGUACUGAUCAGGGUGAGUACAGGCUUUACAAUCAGGCUAGUGCAGGGGAAUAGGAACUGAAAAUAAACAGCAGGUGAAAUUAACCAGCCUAGUUUCAUUAACCAACCACAGUGAAAUGCUAAGCUGAAGAA